Peronospora matthiolae is the source of this 3135-nucleotide messenger RNA. The record is from the annotation of a GenBank genome assembly. NCBI's taxonomy places the organism in Eukaryota, Oomycota, Peronosporomycetes, Peronosporales, Peronosporaceae.
AUGGACAGUGGCGCGUCAGCACACAUGUGCAAGGAUCGAGAUGCGUUCGAAGAGUACGAAGAAGUGCAUCACGCGCGAAGCAUUUCAAGCGCAAAGAGCGACGUGAAGCUGAAUGUCAUUGGACAUGGGACAGUGAAGCUGCGCGUCUGGACAGGGCAUGCGUGGAUCGACGCUCGCCUUGAGAACACACUUCACGUUCAAGAUUUGUCCAAGAACCUGUUUUCGCUCACGGCUACGGCAGCGCGCGGCAUGACAGUGGAGAUUACGCGCAACGCGUGCGUGGUGAAGCGUGGCGUCAAACCCGUCGCAACAGGAAGGAAGAAGGGGUUCCUACUGUAUCUAAACGCUGACUAUGGUAUGGAAUGCCACAUGGCUGAAGACGAUGCAGAGCUGUGGCAUAGAAGAUUGGGCCACGUGUCGUAUGGUACGCUGAAUGCCAUGGUCAAGGACGGAAGGAUCAAGGGCGCAACGAUGAAGACGAACGUUGCGUGUGACGUAUGCGCAACGUCAAAGCAAGUGCGCAAGUCAUUCAAGACAAGUGAAGAAGACGCUGAAACCAGUGAGAGUUUGCGUUCCGACGUGGUGGUGUGCUCCGACGUUCUCGGUCCUAUCACACCAGCGUCCAAGUCUGGUUUCAGUUACGCCGUAACCUUCAUCAUGAUGAAGAGCAGGUAUGUAACGGUCUAUCCGUUGCGAAAGAAUAGCAACGUUCCGAGUGCGUUCAAGCGGUUUUACCAAGAUGUCAAGACAGCAUCUGGAACGAAGAUAAAGGUGUUGCGGAGUGACAACGGCGGUGAAUACCGGAACGCAACGAUGAACAACUUUUGCAAGGCAAAGUUCAUCAAGCAAGAGUUCACGGUUCCGUACAAUCCAGAGCAGAACGGGAUGGCGGAGCGGAUGAACCGCACGCUGGUGGAGAUGACGCGCUGUAUGCUCAAGGAAAGCGGUCUCGAAAAGUCGUACUGGUGCGAGGCACUAAUGACAGCGGCAGACAUCAAAAACAUUCUGCCGAACGCGUCGAACAAGAGCUCAAGCCCACACGAGAUGGUGUUCAAGAAGGUUCCGCGCAUCGAUCACAUGCGCGUGUUUGGUGCGCAAUGCUAUGCGCAUGUGGCGAAGGAGAAGAGGAAGAAGCUGGACGACUCAGGCCUGCGAUGUUUCUUUCUCGGCUAUGCGAAGGACCAAAAGGCGUAUCGGCUUCUUGACGCGGACGUUGGCUCAAUCGUGAUUUCAAGAAGCGUCACGUUCGCUGAGAAUUCUGUCUCGAAAAAAUCGAUAAGCAGAGACACGCGGGUGUUCGAUGUCAUUGAAGAAGAGGAAAGUGUGGAGGCGUCGCUACCCGAUGAUGAAGACAAACCAGCGCCGGUGACCGAAGAAGAGCUACGCACCCCACCACUUCGAGCGCAGAACAGCUCUCAUCCCGGACCAAGUGAUCGACCAAGCGACACCAUUCCUACGCGCGCAUCCAGCACACCCGGAAGAAAUGGAGAAGAAGAGUGGAUGGUGCGACCGGUUCGGAAGAAGCGCGGCGUGGUUCGCUACGAACAAGAAUUUCCAAGCCAUCGUCGCGGUCACUUCCAUUUGGACGACUACGAAGGUGACUUCGACUCUUUCUACUGUUUCUCGGCUGAAGAAGAUGGGGAACAAGCGUCCAGCUAUCAAGAAGUAAUGAAGAGCAGCUACAAGGAGCAGUGGCUACAGGCAAUGAAGAGCGAGAUGAAGUCGCUUGAAGAACACAGCACAUGGAAGCUUGUGGACAUGCCACCGGGCAAGAAGGCCUUAGGCUGCAAGUGGGUCUUCAAGAUCAAACGCGAUCCAAGUGGGGAGAUCAUCAAGUUCAAGGCACGCUUGGUUGUUAAAUGGUUCACGCAGCGUCCUGGUAUCAACUACAACGAGACCUUUGCACCAGUGGCGCGCAAGGAAUCUAUCAACACAGUGUUGGCGAUCGCUGCAGCUGAAGACCUGGAAGCAGAAAACGUUGAUGUUGACACAGCGUUUCUCUAUGGCGAAGUGGAAGAGGAGAUCUACAUGGACCAACCUGACGGUUUUGAAGAUGAAGGAAGCCCGAAUAAGAAGUGUUUGCUGCAGAAGGCGCUAUACGGGACGAAGCAAGCGGCGCGGCAGUGGAACAACAAGUUGAGUCAGCACUUGGUUGAUCAAGGAUUCAAGAGCAGUACAGCGGACCCGUGUGUGUUCGUUCGAGUGAAAAGAGAGGAGUACAGCAUCAUCGUGAUUUACGUGGACGACUUGAUGAUUUUCUGCAAGACGAAGGAGCACAUCGCAGGUAUCAAGAACUCAUUGAUGGAAGAUUUCAGCAAUAAAGAUCUUGGAGAUCUCAAGUACUGCCUCGGGAUCGAGAUUCAUCGCAAGCGCGAAGAUGGAACGAUCAAGAUGAACCAGAAGGCGUACAUCAAGCGACUUUCGGAGAAGUUCGGCGUUGAAAACUGCAAGGACGUGCACACGCCGGCGGACAGUAACUCGAAGCUGAUCAAGAUAGGUCAAGAGGAAGCGUUUGUACCAAAGUACCCAUACCGUGAGCUGGUUGGCGAAGUUGCGAAGUUUUGCGAGCGCUACGACAAGUCGCAUUGGACAGCAGCAAAGCGGAUUCUCAAGCAUCUCAAGACGACUCAAGACUUAAGCAUCGUUUUCAGCGGCAUCAACAAGGGAGAGCUGAUCGGAUUCGCGGAUGCCAACUGGGCUGGCGACCUCGACACGCGGCGUUCGACAACAGGAUACGUUUUCUUCCUGUACGGAAGCGUGAUAUCGUGGAAUUCGAAGCGUCAACCAACGGUCGCGACCUCAAGUACGGAAGCAGAGUACAUGAGUCUGUACAGCGCGACGCAGGAAGCAAUUUGGCUUCGAGGUCUGCUCAAGGACCUAAACUACUGUGCCAAGAACGCGACGACGAUUUUUCAAGACAAUCAAGGUUGCAUCGCGCUGGCCAAGAAUCUUGUGUACCACUCGCGCACGAAGCACAUCGACAUCAAGUUUCACUUUUUGCGGGAAAAGGUUGCAAGUGCAGUGAUCGCGCUCGAGCUCAAGCCGACAGAAGAAAUGGUCGCGGAUGGAUUCACCAAGGCACAUCCAAGAGACAAGCACGGGAAGUUCAUCACGGGUCUGUGCAUGGCGGUGUAG